Molecule: messenger RNA, 2869 nt
Organism: Aedes aegypti (yellow fever mosquito)
Lineage: Eukaryota; Metazoa; Arthropoda; Insecta; Diptera; Culicidae
Exons: 6
Coding region: 236-2818 (860 amino acids)
Source: RefSeq, a predicted model, not a curated record
CCGCGCAUCAGAUUAUAACGAUUGUCAAAACGCGACUCAAUAUUUCGUAUUCGGUGUUAGAAUUUAAUUUGUUUAAUUCCUCGGUAAUUAUUGCACUGUUUAACUAUUUAUUCAUUUUAUUAGAGGUACGAUAAAACAAUUAUCCAUCUGAAGUGUGUGUGAUAGAAGUUUCCGCCUAUCACCUGAAUUUUAUUGCUAUUUUUGUGUCGAAAGUGUUCGUUUGGUGUUUGGUGGAAUGUCGUCUCAUAUAAACGAUUUCAACAGUCACAUUCAAUCCUACUUUGUGAGUAGCACAUACGGAAAUGAAACCCAAAUCAUCAACAGUCUCAACCAUCUGGCCGUGGUUACCGAUCAGCGUACUUUUGACUUAUCCGUUUACGGGAACAAUAUCUUCUUCGUCAACCUUCACCGGUUGAUGAGUUCCGGAUCGAAGAAGAUGGCAGUGUUGUGGGCGGCCGUGUCCGUGUUGGAGAAUGCGUCCAAAUGCGAGGAAGUCCGCCAAGCGUUGAUUCGCAACUUCCACUAUCUGCCGACGUUGGCCAAUCUACUGAAGGAAAUUCACACCACCGAACAGCAGCAGCGUCUUUUGGCUUUGAUCGAAAAGCUGACCCAUGGAGCACAACUGGAAAGUUACGAACCGUACGUAGAGUCCUUGAUCCUGAAACUGUUGGCCGUGAUGGAGCAGGGCAGUAGCCAGAAGGACAAAACCGAACUGGUAACGUUGGCCUUGUCGAUUCUGGUGAAUUUGUGCUACGGAAAUUUACCGAUGACUUACGUGCUGACGAAGAAUAUCAGCGUUUCGAGCUUUUGCAAGCAAAUUAAACAUCUAGGUUUGGUGACCUGCAAGAUGUACAUCAUUCUGGAGCGGAAUGACUACAUGAAGGAGAUGGAUCUGCACUAUCUGCUGAAGAUGAGCUUUCAGGAAGUGAAGAAUAUUUUGUCUACAAGAAAUAGUUUCAUUCUGCGGCAUGUGGUCGACUAUCUGCAUUACAUUCGGCAGUUGAAGAAAGAUAGCUGCUCAAAAGACGACCAGCGAAAUGCCGUUUCCUUGGAGGAUAAUUUCUUUCGGGAUAACCUGAAGGACUUUUUGGACGACAUCGAACGGUACACGGUUGCACAGCACUCCGAAAAAGGGCCAGGGAACACUAGGAAAAGACGGAAAGUAGCGGAUGAAAAAACUAUGGACAGUUCCGGUUGUAGCGAGAAAGACGAUUGCAUGGACGUUCUUUUUGAGAUUUUGGCGUGUAUAGUCGACUUGGAACCCAUAGGAGAGGGCUUCCGUAAAAGGAUAGCGGAUUUGGCUUUGAAAUGGAUUCGGACAAAACAGAGUUGCUCCUGUGCGGUGGAUCUCAUGAGGGUGGUUCUGGAAAAGAGUGACGAAGAAAACAAGGACGGACAAUGUCAGCAGAAACUGAUCGAGGCCUGUGAAGCGGUACUGGAUGAUUUGGUAGCGAUUGUUCACAACAACAGCGAUCAAGUUCUGGUGAUAUCAAUUUCCAAGCUACUAACAUCGUUAGUUAGCCUUCAAGGUGCUUCCAACUCAACUUUAGACAAAGCUGCUGAGUCGUUUUUCCAGCACACAUUCGGGAACAUCCUAAGUUCGUUCAAAUCCAGUCAGAACUUCGACUUUUCCCUCCCGGAUAGUGAAAUUGAGGCAUUCCUUUGGGCACUGCACACAUUUCACGAGUUUGCCAACGUUUCACCGACACUGUGGUUCGCCAAAAUGGGUAAUCUUUUGAAGCAGAAACCGAUCCACUUCCUAAUAGCUAAAGGAUUGACCAGUAACAAUUCCGAGCUUACCGAAGCCACGUUGGCGGUAAGCUCUUCGGUGGAUUUCCCUCGGAAAGACGUAUCUCAAAUGAUAAGCAUGUUGAGUGCUGGCAGCCGGAAGGUUUUAGGCGAAAGUCAGCAGCAAAAUGUGGAUCGCAGUAGGAGAUCAGUGCCACUAGUAGUGCCUCCACCAGCGAGUCUCAGUAGGGAUCUGCUGGAACGGAUGGAUCAGACCGUAACGCACAUCCAGGAUGCCGUAGCGUCCGGAUCGAUAAAUGACGCCACCCAGGUCCAACUGAUCGAAUUCUACGACGCCAAGAUACGCAUGGAGGCGCACCUGAUGCAGGAUCUGCAGGUGACGGUCGAAGCAAUGUCCAAGCAAAUUAGCAUUCUGAUGCAUCAGAACCAACUCCUGACGGCGGAGGUGGAUCGGGUGCAGAGGAAGAAUCUACCGUUGGCGUUGAAAGUUUCCACAUUGCAGACCGAGAAUCGGACGCUGGAAAAAGAGCUGACUCAGGUCAAGAGUGCAACUGCCUCGUACGAUAAGAAGAUCAACCAGAUCAAAUUGGAUCUAUCGGACUAUAUCAAACGGUACAACGACAAGAACCAACAGUGGGUCAUAUUAACAAAGCAAAUCGAACAGCAUCAAAAGCGCGAAAGCAACUACGAGAAGGAGAACAAGCGUUUGCAGCAUGAACUUUCGAAUAUGGCCAAAACCAGCGAAGACUCGCGUAGACUGCUUCGGGCGGCCGAGGAAGAUCGACAGAAAAUAACCGAGCAGAAAGAAAACGAUCGCAAAAUGUACGAAGGCAAGAUUCGCGAAAGAGAGCGGGAGAUCUCCAAGCGGAACGAUCUCAACCAUCAGCUGGAGAAGCAGCUGGCCGAGCGCGACGGUAAGCUCGAAUCGCAGGAAAGCGAGAUGAAGGAACUGCUGGCGCAGAUUGCCACCAAGAACGAACGCAUCGAACAGAUUGAGGAACAGCUGAAGGAAAGUGAGAACAUCCAGAAGGCGAUCUACAGUUUAAUGAACAAGAACAAGAAUAAAUGAGACGACUGACGAAUCGUGUGAUUGAGGUGGAAAUGAAUGAUUUUAAAAUAA